This is a messenger RNA of Effrenium voratum, 990 nucleotides long. NCBI's taxonomy places the organism in Eukaryota, Dinophyceae, Suessiales, Symbiodiniaceae. The record is from the annotation of a GenBank genome assembly.
CCAGGAUUCUGAGUCGCUGCGCGCCAUGCGGCUGAGCAAACCAGUUGAGCCAUGCUCCGCUUGAGCAGCUGUGCCGGUUUAGCCUUUGGCGAGGAGGCCAAGCGAGGGGACCUGGAGGCGGAGCUGUGCCAAUUGCGCGCUGCCGUGGACUCCUCGCAGCGGGGCCUCAGCCAGCUGGAGGCGAAGGUUGCCAACCAGCUGGAGACCUCCUGUCGGCGCCAGGUGGAGGAUGUCUUGGCAAGCCAGGGGCCAACGCUGGAGUUCAGGCAGGGCAUGACGAAGCUCCAGAGCGAGAGCCGGCGCCUGGCCACAGAGCUGAGCCGGCUGCCCACGGCGCGGGACGUGCAGGGUGCACUGCAGCGGCACCAAGAGUCCUUGGAGGAGCGCAUGGGUGAGAGGAUUGCGGCACUGGAACACUCGCUUGGCCACCAACACCAGGCGGCGCUGGAGCGUUUGGAGGGCCGCGGCAGCGAGACCUGGCGGGGCUGCCUGCAGCGCAUGGCUACCAUGGAGGAGAAAGUGGUGCUGCAGACGGACGUGGUGCGCAUUGUGGACCGCGUGCUCGGCGAGGUCCGGAAGGCGGGGCCGGAGCUCUUUGGCGCAGGGGCCGUGACGGGGCCCGCAGCGCUGAACGAGAUGCGCAAGGAGAUGCGCCGGCUGGAGGCCAAGGUGGCGGGGCUGGAGGCGCGGGUGCUGGGCAUCGCUGAGGACUCCACCGCCGAGGGCCGGAUCUGGCGUGCUUCGAUCUGCGCCAAGGUUGAGACGCUGGAGAGAGCCGUGCAGGACCACAGCGGGCGCCUGGCCGGAGACGAGACUCUGCGCCGGGAGGUGCUGGAGAGCUGCGGCCAGAGCUGCGAGGCCGCAGAGGCGGCGGCGACGCGUGCGCAGGCCCUGGCGGCAAAGGCCUCCCAGGGCGCCCGGGAGGCUGCGGCGGAGGUUGUGGCGUCUGCGGAGGAGGCCCUGCUGGAGAAGCUGAAGCUUCAGGCGGAG